AUGGAGAACUCUUUGCUGGAAAAUGGAGUAAACAUGAAUUUUAUCGACAGGAUGUCUCACUUGUAUGAUAGUUCCCAAAAGAAGGCCACGAAGAAAUUAAUCAUAGCAAGUAUAAUAUGUAUAAUAUUUAUGAUAAUAGAAAUAGUGGCCGCUAUUUUGUCGAAUUCCUUGUCCUUAAUGACUGAUGCCUCCCAUCUGUUUUGUGAUUUAUUGUCCUUUGCCUUAAAUUUAUUUUCUAUAUAUGUUUCCACAUUUGAGGGAAAUGUGGAUAUGUCUUUUGGGUACCACAGAGCGGAAAUAAUAGGAGCCUUGUUUUCCAUUUUUUUUAUAUGGGCGUUAUCUGCAUACAUUUUGUACAGUGCUGUGUUUCGAUUAUUUGAUGUUCAGACGGUGGAUGGAUAUAUCAUGUUUGUAACAGCUUUUGUAAGUACCCUGGCAAAUAUAUUUAUUGCCUUUGUACUUAAGGUACAUUCACAUGGAUUUGAAUUUAUUGGACAACGCAAAUGCAGCCACAGUGAUGACACACAUGAGCAUUCACACCAGAUAAAGGCAUGGGGAAAUGGUGCUGAUAACUCUGGAAAAAAUGGAAAAUACAAAAAUAUAAAUAGUGAUAUCGUUAUAGCAGAUGAUGAUGAUGCAGCUUCUCAUGCUGCCGCAUCUAACAAGAAUAAUAUUUCUAUUGGAAAAAUUAACACCAGUUCAUGCAGCUACGUUGCUUUUGAUUAUUAUGAAAAUGUGAACCAAAUUAAUAUGGGUAAUCGCCAUCAAGGAGAUUCAAAGACUGCAGGAGCUACUGGUGGUGGGGAAGGAACAAAUGCAGGUAAGAAGGAUUUUCAUAAUUCACACCAUGCACUGAUGGACCCCACAAAUAAUAAUUACCAUCACAAUAAUCACAUGGGAAAUGAUGAAGAUGUGCAAAAGGACGAUGGUAUUUUUAAAGUAGGAAUUAAUGAAUGUGUCAAUAAAAGCAAUGGAACAAAUGAUAUGGGUAAAAAAAAAAAAAAAAAAAAAAAUUCCCAUAAUGGAGCUCACAAGGACAAGAACAUGGGCUCGAACAGUUCCUACAUGAUCUCCAAUGAGGGAAGCGAAGAAAAUGUUUUGUGUGAUUCGUACGAUAGUCAUUCUUUGGGGGGAAACUCCCCGCAGGAUGGAUGCCACCAGCAUGGCCACGUGCAAAAGUAUGACCACUCGCACGACCACUCACACGGUCACUCACACAGUCACUCACACGGUCACUCACAUGGACACUCACAUGGACACUCACAUGGACACUCACACGGCCACGACGAAGAAAACAGCAUAAGCCUCAAGACGGCGUACCUGCACGCCAUCAGCGACUUACUGCAAAACAUAGGAGUAAUGAUAGCCUCGCUUAUCAUCUGGUACAACCCCAAGUAUUCCAUCACCGACCCGAUUUGUUCAAUAAUUUUUUGUUUCAUCGUUUUCUCAACAACCAUAUCAGUAAUAAAAGAAAUUCUGAAUGUACUUAUGGAGGGAACCCCCGUCAGCAUAAACUUAAUCGAUAUCAAAAACGACCUGCUCCAGAUACCCGGGGUCAUAGACGUUCACGAUCUACACGUUUGGUCCUUAUCAAUUGGAAAGCCAGCCCUCGCGUGUCAUAUAGUUGCACACAAAAACUUCUCACACACAGUUUUAAAUAACGCUACAUUGUUGUGCCAGAAUAAAUAUAAAAUUCUGCAUACCACUGUCCAGACCGAUUACCCCUCGAACAUUUCCAACUGCGAAACCUAUGCCCACCUUAAAUGCUCAACUUUAAAAACAGAACCGAACAAGUAG
Molecule: messenger RNA, 1797 nt
Organism: Plasmodium fragile
Lineage: Eukaryota; Apicomplexa; Aconoidasida; Haemosporida; Plasmodiidae
Exons: 1
Coding region: 1-1797 (598 amino acids)
Biological process (GO): zinc ion transmembrane transport
Cellular component (GO): plasma membrane
Molecular function (GO): zinc ion transmembrane transporter activity
Source: RefSeq, a predicted model, not a curated record